AAAGAAUGAAUUUUUGUGCGCACUGUAUAAAUACCUCCUAUUCAUCUUGACCUAUUGUCACUUCCAGUUGGGAAUCUGUUAGCAUUCCUUGCAGAUAGGUAUUUGAACCUUAUUCCAGCAGUCGAGUCAUACGGCAUUACUGCUUCCCCUUUGGUUGACUGUACAUACCAGGUACCUGGAGGUAGGUAGGAAGGGGCGGGCAAAGAUAUUAGUCAUAAUAUACCCCUUUCACUUGCCUCUCACCCUAUUAACUCGGGUGUAGUUGCCAUCAGGGACCAGAAUGAGUAACUCGCUUAAGUUUGAAGAUGUCCAUGUACUUCAAAUUUUCGAUCUCAUGUAGGGCAGGUUUAGGCACAUACCUCCUCCUAUCUAGUACAUAAGGUUCUUUCUUCCUUCACCUUCAAUCCUCCCGAAGUCCUCAUCAAGUCUUGUCACAGCCCUCCGUCUUCAUUCCUAUUUUCACGGAAGAUAGUCGGCAUGUCGAUAUCCAGCCAGUAUCAGUUGUUGUUCUUGUAUCACUAGAAGUUCUCAUACAAUUAUCUAUUUCCUCUUCACCUUUGAGUACUUAUCAAGCCUACAAGAUAUGUCAUUUCUAUAAUCAACGCCAUGUCUAGCGAAGCAGAAUCAGGGGAAGGCAGCCAUAUAUAUCGCCACAUGUAUAGACCAGCACAUGAUGCGCAUAUCCAGAACAUCAUAAACCAUACCAAUACUCUUUUCCCGGACUACGGCUAUCAAUUUCCCCAGUUUCAGCCUUUACAUAACGCUAACGAAUACGAAGAGCGGCCUGAAGAAGAUCAAGAUCUAGACGAAUUUGAUCGCACCCUGCUUGGUCAGUUACACCGGCCUACUCAUCUCCAUGACUUGGGACAUCGUGAUCAGCGCCUAUCACUACCCCUUACAAAUACCCCUAAUCAAGCGAGACGGCGGGUGGUAGGAGAUGCAAGCCAUCAUUUUACGACGCUUACUGCCCGAGAUUCAGAUCAUGAAUCGCCUUUCUCGAGCAUUACAAGUAAUGUAGAGAAAACAGAGCCAAAACCCAACCUGCAAUCUAUGUUUGGGCAUGGUGGAGGAUUAAGAAGAAUAGGAGAAUUGCAACCGGGGGCACAGAUGGUGACACCUCCUUUCCACACUGCUCUAAACUCAACUGCGACAUUGGAAAACUCCCUCACCAGCAGUUCUCCUACAGUUAUUGGCGGAUCUAGCCCUUCCACUCGCCUUAGCCUUAAACGAAAUACCAGAGCAGGCGUUAGCCCUCUUGUGUCUCAUAAAAAAGCAAGUCGGUUAGAUUUAGGCCUUGAUCAUGCUCCAGAUGAGCCACCGAUCGUGAACUCUACUCGCCUGAUAGAUCCAAGACAGGCACUGCCUGAUAAGUUUCGAGCCGUAUUCCCUUAUGAGCUCUUCAACGUUGUCCAAUCCAGAUGUUUUCCAAUUGUCUACGGUACAAAUGAUAAUCUUGUCGUUUCAGCUCCGACAGGGUCCGGCAAGACAGCUAUUCUGGAAAUGGCUAUCUGCAAGCUUGUAAUGAGUCCCGGCAGUGAGAACUCCAAAAUUGUUUACCAAGCACCAACGAAGUCUUUAUGUUCGGAACGCGCGAAGGACUGGGAAAGGAAAUUCAGUCAUAUGGGCCUAAAAUGUAUCGAACUUACUGGCGAUACUUCGCAAACGAAGGCGAGCCGGGUGGGCAGCGCAUCAAUUAUCGUCACUACCCCUGAAAAGUGGGAUUCCAUUACUAGAAAGUGGUCAGAUCAUCAGAGAUUACUAGAGAUGGUCCGUUUGGUCCUCAUUGACGAAGUUCAUAUCCUAAAAGACGUCCGCGGUGCUACACUGGAAGCCGUCGUUUCCCGCAUGAAGACUAUUGGGGCGAAUAUCCGGUUCGUUGCUUUGAGUGCCACUGUCCCGAACAUUGAAGACAUUGCGAAAUGGCUUGGACGAGAUCAUUCAAACCAACAUGAUCCGGCUAAGACCCAGGCAUUUGGUGAGGAGCUACGGCCAGUUAAAUUACAGCGAUAUGUUUACGGAUAUGAGGGUUGCUCGAAUGAUUUUUCGUUCGAAAAGUCUCUUGACGGAAAGCUGGCUAUGUUACUUGCCAAGCAUUCAGAAAAAAAGCCAAUCAUGAUAUUCUGCUUCACUCGGAAGUCUUGUGAAUUAACAGCUCGAAGGCUAGCUGAAUGGUGGUCUACCUGCAGUGUGGAGGACCGAGCCUGGCCAGCACCAACAGGGCGAGUCUCAGUGGCGAACGCGGAGCUCCAGGAGAUCGUACGAUAUGGAGUGGCUUUUCACCACGCAGGUCUUGAUACGCAGGAUAGAUUAGCUGUGGCACAGAACUUCCUCGAGGGCCAGGUUCAUGUUAUAUGUUGCACCUCGACCUUGGCAGUUGGGGUUAACCUUCCUUGUCACACUGUGGUCCUAAAGGGGACAGUUGCGUACUCUGACAAUAAGCUUCAAGAAUAUUCGAACCUGGAGGUUAUGCAAAUGCUUGGUCGCGCUGGUCGACCACAGUUUGACGAUAGUGCUGUGGCCAUUAUUCUGACUAGGAUGGCAAACGUCGAUCGCUAUAAGAGUAUGAUAUCUGGAGAUGAAACUUUAGAAAGCACACUUCACCGAAAUCUAGUCGAGCAUCUCAACUCGGAAAUUAGCCUAGGCACGAUCCAGGAUGUCCAGACUGCGAAAAAAUGGAUUGGAGGAACGUUCCUCAGUGUACGAGUGCGUCAAUCUCCACUGCUCUAUCAACUUGAAGAUGUCCGCAAUGCCGAAGACGCGGAUAAGAAAAUGGAAGAAUGGUGCGAGCGUGAUCUGAAGCUACUACAACAAAGCGGCCUAGUUACUACUCAUGCGCCAUUCAGAUGUACGGAGUACGGGCAUGCUAUGUCAAGAUACAUGGUAAACUUCGAAACUAUGAAAGACCUCCUAUCAAUUCCUCGUGGCGCAUCACUCCAAGAAACGCUUAUUACACUUUGUAAGGCCGUAGAAUUCAAAGACUUCCGGUUUAAACCUGAAGAACGCGCUUUAUUUCGAGAGUUGAAUAAGUCUCCAUUCAUCCUGCAUCCGAUUAAAGAGACUUUAGCGCAAACCUGGCACAAAAUAUUCGUCAUGAUCCAGGUCCACCUUAGGGGUGUGGAGCUGCCAAACGAAAAGGGCAUUGGUUUUCUCAAACAAAAAAUUGCGAUGGACAAGGCUGCUAUAUUUGAUCGAAUGAACCGCCUAGUACGUUGCUUCGUGGAUUGUCGUGCGUUCGAUAGCGACGGUUUGGGUACCAAGAUCGGCUUAGAACUUGCCCGCGCCCUCGCUGCAAAUUCAUGGGAUUAUAAACCAUCGCAGCUUUCUCAGAUUCCAGGAUCUGGUCCCGUGAUGGUUCGCAAAUGGGUUAGUCAUGGAGUCAACACAGUGCUAGGACUUGCCGACAGAGACUUCGGUGAGAUCGAGCGUAUUUCAAGCAGAAACCCUCCAUACGGAAUGAGAUUGUUGAAGACUCUAGAAAGCUUUCCCCGCCUGGCCAUGGAAGCUCAUCUCACCAGUGGAACUGCACGCUCAUCGCAGCCGGAAUGUAAUGUGAUGGUGGCGGUAAAAGUUAACCUUCGCUAUUGUAAUACGAGGGGGGUACCGAAAUGGAAUGAUAGGAUACCAGCCGUAACACUCAUGGCUUUGACAACAGACGGCAACCUUGCGUAUCUUUGGCGGGGAAACCUGAAUAAAAUUAAUAAGUCUUCCGGCAUAGAUCUGACCUUCCCUGUGGCCCUUAGUGGCCCUGAUCAGAAGAUAUCCUGUUACUUCAGCUGCGAAGAGAUUGUUGGAACUCAAGUCGCGAAGACGUUAGAGCCUCAUAUACCCGAGGGGGCAUUCAAAAACAGGAAAGUCCAACCAACACAUCGUCAAACAACUACCAUGGAAUCGUCGGAAGAUGAUAUGGAUUAUGGAGACCUCCCUGACCAAGACAUGCUGAACGCUGCUUUGGCUUCAAUGGACCAGAAUGAUGAGACAGAUUGGCAAGAUCCCUCAGUUCUAUUAGAUGACGUCGAAGAAGAUUUCCCAUUUAUCGACAACGUACUACCCCAGGAGAGAAAUUCGCUGGUCUUUGAGCCUAAUAAGAUGGAAAAUGGAAGAUGGAUGUGUAAUCACCGUUGUCGUAACGGUCGUCUCACUGGAGCUGGAAAGCCUUGUACUCAUAAAUGUUGCCACGAAGGACUAGAUAAACCCCGACCACCACCACGAGAUAAGAAAAAGGACAAAGAUUCUGCGAGGAAUGAUACAGUGAAAGACGGCUUCAAAAUAUCAGCUAAACAUUCAACAACUCUCCGAACCAGUGAAACUGUCAGUGCCAGCGAAAGUAAUGGGAAGAGAUCAAUAGGACUCACGGCCGCUACUAUUUCCGAACCAUACGAUGUAGAUUGCACGCCAACACUUGAUACAAAUGCUCCAACUACUGCUCUAGCAAACACGAAGAGGAAGCGCUUAGCAAAGAACGAAAAAGGAAUUAGGGCUUCCAAGAAAAAAAGCAAGACCACAAGCCAUGAGUUAAACAUGGAUGCCUCAGAUGUUGAAUGCAUCGAUCUCUCCACAAUUCGGAGUAGUCAUGAGACCGGUUACUCUUCUGCAAAUGUGCUUGAUUGCUCUGACAAUACGAAUUUAUUAAGUUCCUAUGCAAUGGAUCAGACGGCUGUUAAUUCUCUCUCGGCAAAUGAUAUUCUAAAACCUGGCUUUACACAUGUUCCGUCCCAAAAGUCCCCCGACAUGAUGAUGGGGGCUGCUGAUAGAGGGGAUGCGGUUACAGGCGGAAAUGAGAGUGAUAUUCAGUAUGGCAGCGACAUAUUUGAGGAUGACGAGUUCCCUGAUCUUCAAACCAUUAUCAGGCCAAAAAAAUCAACUGGCGAAGAAAAUUCGCAGAUGAUAUUAAGGAAAGACGAAACUCUAUAUCCUGGCACUGUUCAUAUUCUGAAAGAAAGCAUGGAUUACGGUUAGGAGCCAAAUCUAAGCUUCACUACAGUUAAUGAGCUACAGAAGGCGUCCGAACGCCUCGAUUUGCCUUCAAUUCAACCUCACAGCCAAGAUACGCACCUACCAUCAAGCACAAUAGCUCAGAAAGCACUCAGUUUUAGAUCGAGCUCGCCUCAAUUUAACGAAGAUAAGGCCAUUAGCCAUUCUCCAAAUCAGGGAGUCGGUGAUCGGACGCCUCUUUUCUUUGAC
Messenger RNA from Daldinia caldariorum, 5181 nucleotides. Its product is annotated as P-loop containing nucleoside triphosphate hydrolase protein. Lineage: Eukaryota; Fungi; Ascomycota; Sordariomycetes; Xylariales; Hypoxylaceae. The transcript has 4 exons. Bases 607 to 4956 code for a protein of 1449 amino acids. The record is from RefSeq and is a predicted model, not a curated record. Gene Ontology annotation, molecular function: nucleic acid binding; ATP binding.